Molecule: messenger RNA, 1131 nt
Organism: Peromyscus eremicus (cactus mouse)
Lineage: Eukaryota; Metazoa; Chordata; Mammalia; Rodentia; Cricetidae
Gene: Mstn
Product: myostatin
Exons: 3
Coding region: 1-1131 (376 amino acids)
Biological process (GO): SMAD protein signal transduction
Cellular component (GO): extracellular region
Molecular function (GO): cytokine activity; growth factor activity
Source: RefSeq, a predicted model, not a curated record
AUGAUGCAAAAACUGCAAAUGUAUGUUUAUAUUUACCUGUUUGUGCUGAUUGCUGCUGGCCCAGUGGAUCUAAAUGAGGGCAGUGAGCGAGAAGACAAUGUGGAGAAAGAGGGGCUGUGCAAUGCAUGUGUGUGGAGACAAAACACAAGGUACUCCAGAAUAGAAGCCAUAAAAAUCCAGAUCCUCAGUAAACUCCGUCUGGAAACAGCUCCCAACAUCAGCAAAGAUGCUAUAAGACAACUUCUGCCCAGAGCUCCUCCGCUCCGGGAACUGAUCGAUCAGUACGACGUCCAGAGGGACGACAGCAGCGAUGGUUCUCUGGAAGAUGACGAUUACCACGCCACCACGGAAACAAUCAUUACCAUGCCCACAGAGUCUGAUUUUCUAAUGCAAGUGGAUGGAAAACCCAAAUGUUGCUUUUUUAAAUUUAGCUCUAAAAUCCAGUACAACAAAGUAGUGAAAGCCCAGCUGUGGAUACAUCUGAGACCCGUCAAGACUCCCACAACAGUGUUUGUGCAGAUCCUGAGACUCAUCAAACCCAUGAAAGACGGUACAAGGUACACUGGAAUCCGAUCUCUGAAACUUGACAUGAGCCCAGGCACUGGCAUUUGGCAGAGUAUUGAUGUGAAGACAGUGUUGCAAAAUUGGCUCAAACAGCCUGAAUCCAACUUAGGCAUUGAAAUCAAAGCUUUGGAUGAGAAUGGGCAUGAUCUUGCUGUAACCUUCCCGGGACCAGGGGAAGAUGGGCUGAAUCCCUUUUUAGAGGUCAAAGUAACAGACACUCCCAAAAGGUCCCGAAGAGACUUUGGUCUUGACUGUGAUGAGCACUCCACAGAGUCCCGAUGUUGCCGUUACCCCCUCACAGUGGAUUUUGAAGCAUUUGGAUGGGACUGGAUUAUUGCACCCAAAAGAUAUAAAGCCAAUUACUGCUCUGGAGAGUGUGAAUUUGUGUUUUUACAAAAAUAUCCCCAUACUCAUCUUGUGCACCAAGCAAACCCCAGAGGCUCAGCGGGCCCUUGCUGCACUCCUACAAAAAUGUCCCCCAUUAAUAUGCUAUAUUUUAAUGGCAAAGAACAAAUAAUAUAUGGGAAAAUUCCAGCCAUGGUAGUAGACCGGUGUGGGUGCUCAUGA